CCAUCAACAGUAGAUUCAGAACUCUCGAACGUGUUUGUAAAAUCUCUCUCUCUCUCUCUCUCUCUCUCUCUCUCUCUUUCUGUCUCGGAGGAGAGAAGUGGAAGGGCGACGACGAUGGAUCGGCUGCAGCUGCUGCUUCUAGGGCUACCCCUCUACCUCUUCUUCUCCGACGCCGUCAACCUCUUCACCCCUCGUCCGCCGCCCCCUCCCNCCCACCCCCACCCCCACCCUCACCAACACCCCUCGUCGUCGUCGUCGGCGGCGGCGUCGUCGCCCUCUCUCCUCCAAUCCCCCUCCGAUCUCCCCUCCCCUCACCAGAUCGGAGUGGGGGCGGUGGGCUACGGCACCACCGUCGAGCUCAAGUUCUGCGCCUCUUGCUCUUACAGGGGAACUGCAAUGACGAUGAAGAAAAUGCUGGAAGCUUCAUUUCCUGGGAUUGAUGUAAUUCUUACUAAUUAUCCUCCACCCCUUCCAAAACGCUUGCUUGGCAAGUUAGUCCCUGUUCUUCAAAUGGGAGCUAUUGGCGUUAUAGUGGCCGGCGAUCAGAUAUUCCCUAGAUUGGGAAUGGCACCACCUGCAUGGUAUUUCUCCUUGCAAGCCAAUAAAUUUGGAGCUAUUGCCUCAACUUGGCUUUUAGGCAAUUUCCUACAGAACUUCCUUCAGAGUUCGGGUGCAUUCGAAGUUUACUGCAAUGGUGACUUGGUAUUCUCAAAAUUGCAGGAGCAAAGAUUCCCUAGCGAGUAUGAAUUGAGAGAACUCAUUAAGAGUAGACUGCCUGAUUCUCAGUUUGGGAAGAAUAUUGGAGGAGUUUGGUCCUAGUGGGUUAGGGUUAAGUUUUUGAAAUUAAGACUACAUCUUGGCAUGAUGUUGAACAUACUAAAGUGAGAUAUGUGCUUAUUUUAUUAUGCUUACUCUUAACACUGCAGAUAAUUGGCUGUAAAAGGAGACCUUUUUAUUUGUUUCUGAAUUUGGUUUACUUAUGGUAACAAUUUUUGCUGUUCCUUUGAUAUAUUA
Ananas comosus (pineapple) is the source of this 1014-nucleotide messenger RNA. Its product is annotated as selT-like protein. Gene Ontology annotation, cellular component: endoplasmic reticulum membrane. The record is from RefSeq and is a predicted model, not a curated record. Gene Ontology annotation, molecular function: thioredoxin-disulfide reductase (NADPH) activity. Gene Ontology annotation, biological process: cell redox homeostasis. NCBI's taxonomy places the organism in Eukaryota, Viridiplantae, Streptophyta, Magnoliopsida, Poales, Bromeliaceae.